GGAGAGCAGCAGCCGCAGGAACUGCAGCUCUGCCAGCUCGGGCUGAGCCUAGAGACACCGGCCUGGCUGGACCACGCCAGCCGCAGACAGUGGCUGAGCAUGGAGCUGUCCCCCCGCAGCCCUCCAGAGAUGCUGGAGUCGGAUUGCCCGUCACCCCUGGAGCUGAAGUCAGCCCCCAGCAAGAAGAUGUGGAUUAAGCUUCGAUCUCUGUUACGCUACAUGGUGAAGCAGUUGGAGAACGGGGAGGUAAACAUUGAGGAGCUGAAGAAGAACCUGGAGUACACAGCUUCUCUGCUGGAGGCCGUCUAUAUCGAUGAGACUCGGCAAAUCUUGGACACAGAAGAUGAGCUGCAGGAGCUGCGGUCCGAUGCUGUGCCUUCCGAGGUGCGGGACUGGCUGGCUUCCACUUUCACCCAGCAGACCCGAGCCAAAGGUCGCCGAGCAGAGGAGAAGCCCAAGUUCCGGAGCAUCGUGCAUGCUGUGCAGGCCGGGAUCUUCGUGGAGCGGAUGUUCCGGAGAACAUACACCUCCGUGGGUCCCACCUACUCCACUGCAGUCCACAACUGUCUCAAGAACCUGGACCUCUGGUGCUUUGAUGUCUUUUCCUUGAACCGGGCAGCAGAUGACCAUGCCCUGAGGACCAUUGUGUUUGAGUUGCUGACUCGACAUAACCUCAUCAGUCGCUUCAAGAUCCCCACUGUGUUUUUGAUGAGUUUCCUGGAGGCCUUGGAGACAGGUUAUGGGAAAUACAAGAACCCUUACCACAACCAGAUCCAUGCGGCCGACGUCACCCAGACGGUGCACUGCUUCCUGCUCCGCACUGGGAUGGUGCACUGCCUGUCGGAGAUCGAGGUCUUGGCCAUCGUCUUCGCCGCAGCCAUUCACGACUAUGAGCACACGGGCACCACCAACAGUUUCCACAUCCAGACCAAGUCGGAAUGCGCCAUCCUGUACAAUGACCGCUCUGUGCUGGAGAAUCACCACAUCAGCUCUGUCUUCCGCCUGAUGCAGGACGAUGAGAUGAACAUUUUCAUCAACCUCACCAAGGAUGAGUUUGUAGAGCUGCGGGCCCUGGUCAUUGAGAUGGUGUUGGCCACAGACAUGUCCUGCCAUUUCCAGCAAGUGAAGACCAUGAAGACAGCCUUGCAGCAGCUGGAGAGGAUCGACAAGUCCAAGGCUCUGUCUCUUCUGCUCCAUGCUGCUGACAUCAGCCAUCCUACCAAGCAGUGGUCAGUCCACAGCCGCUGGACCAAAGCCCUCAUGGAAGAAUUCUUCCGCCAGGGAGACAAGGAGGCAGAGCUGGGCCUGCCCUUUUCACCACUCUGCGAUCGCACGUCCACUCUGGUGGCGCAGUCUCAGAUUGGUUUCAUUGAUUUCAUUGUGGAGCCCACGUUCUCUGUGCUGACCGAUGUGGCAGAGAAGAGUGUCCAGCCCCUGGUGGAUGAUGACUCCAAGUCUAAAAACCAGCCCAGCUUCCAGUGGCGCCAGCCUUCUCUGGACGUGGAGGUGGGAGACCCCAACCCUGACGUGGUCAGCUUCCGUGCCACCUGGACCAAGUACAUUCAGGAGAACAAACAGAAGUGGAAGGAACGGGCAGCGAGUGGCAUCACCAACCAGAUGUCCAUUGAUGAGCUGUCCCCCUGUGAAGAAGAGACCCCGUCCUCCCCUGCAGAAGACGAACACAACCAGAAUGGGAAUCUGGACUAGCCCCGGCUGGCCCAGGUCCUCACCGAGUCUGAAGUGUUUGAUGUCAUUAGCACCAUCCAUCGGGACUGGCUCCCCCAUCUGCUCCCAGGGAGCAUGGAGGUCAUGGAAGAGACAACCCACCAGAAGGCCAAAUGCCAGAGAUUGUGGGGUUGGGGGAAGGGCCCCUCCCCAUCUGACACCCUCUGGGGCGCACUUUAAUUUCCCAGCAGCAAAACUGGGGAACUUCAGGCUCCCAGUGGUCACUGUGCCCAUCCCCCUGCCUCUGGGCUCCCCUCGUGGCCGGAUGGCUACCUGGAAGGGGGGAGCUUCCUGGAGGCUUCCCAGGGCCUAAAGGGGAGGGUCAGAGAUGCCAGCCCCCUGGGCCCUCCCCUAUCCUUUUUGCCUCCAAGUUUCUAAGCAAUACAUUUUGGGGGUUCCCUCAGUCCCCCACCCCAGAUCUUAGCUGGCAGGUCUGGGUUCCCCUUCUCCUCCCUUGGGAAGGGCUAGAAUAGCAUAAAAAGCUGGGGGUUUUCAAAGCCCUAUGUGCAGGAAGGGGAGGGGGUUCCUUCAGGGCAUGGUCCCCUUUUUGGACAGGGGUGGGGUGGGAUCCUUUUGACCCACACUUGCACUGCUUUGGCCCCAUCUCUUGCCUGACUCCCUGUGAUCCUCUCUCUCUCUCUCAUGCCCAGAUGGUAACUGGGGGAAGAGAGGAACCAUGGGGGCCAAGGUCUGAGGGGAGGCCUGUCCUGAGGGCCUCGAGAGCUGGGGGCUUGUCUACGCCCUGCCCUGGCCAAGUCUUGAGCCCUUUGCCUCCUUCCUGUCCCCAGGGCUAGGAGGCUCCCAUCCGACCAAUGUCUGUAAAGUGCUUUGAGGUCUCCACAGCAAAGCACCUUCAGGGUGUAUUUUUGAGCACAGGCAGGAGAGACCAGCUGGGUUGGGGUUCAGGGCAUGUGGGGAGGGUGAGCUGUAAUCCAAGAAUCCUGUAUUACUAACAGAGAGGGUCCCUCCCCUCCCUCCAUCUCCCAGAACUGGCUCAGCCGCAGGCACCAGAAGACCCCUUCCCUGGGACCUUGGUGGGUAGAAGGCAGACAGUGGGAGUGGGGGUGGGGUCAAGGCCACUGCUGUCAUAACCUCUGGGGAGAGCCCAGCCAGGCCCGGUGCCCCUUCCUCUCCUCAGGCUCCUCUCCCCCCCACCUGGCCCCAGGAAAGGCCAAAGUCCAGGUGACUGGCUCCUCCUUUCUUGUAGAUACCACUCAUGCAUUUGUACAGUGGACCCUGUUCUUGUGAAGUCCAUAUUCAUGGUCUCUCAGACCUGCCACCCUGAAACUUGCCCUUCCCACCCCACCCUGAGUGGGGAGAGACGCAUGUGACUCACCCCUGCCCUGGUCUCCCUGGCCCCUGCUAUAGCCAGAGAUCAAUAAAGAAGGGAGACUGGG
Molecule: messenger RNA, 3122 nt
Organism: Ictidomys tridecemlineatus (thirteen-lined ground squirrel)
Lineage: Eukaryota; Metazoa; Chordata; Mammalia; Rodentia; Sciuridae
Gene: Pde1b
Product: phosphodiesterase 1B
Biological process (GO): signal transduction
Molecular function (GO): 3',5'-cyclic-nucleotide phosphodiesterase activity
Source: RefSeq, a predicted model, not a curated record